UUCAGUCUCAAAGUUUCGCUCACACCGUCGGGAAGCAGACAGCGGUCCGUACUGCUGUUCACGUUCACGGUUCACGUACCGAGGGCUGCCCCAAAACGCCUUGCCUGCAAUUCCGGUGCGGUUUCUCUUUCUUUCGAACCCCACCGCGGUACGAUCGCGCUUGUGUGUGUUUGCGUGUGCCUUUACAGUGUGUGGGAGCAGCAUAAGGUCUGCACACCAGCGUGUUUGUGCAUUGUGCAACGACGACAUGCACAAUCAAGCUUCGAACGCAUAACAACGAUCGUAGGCCAGUUUGUGCUUUAAUUCUUCGACUUUGGCAGCCCCCCAAAAUAAAUCUGCACCCCGUGGUUUGUGAAUCGCGCCGAGCAGUGUCUAUGUUGUGCAUGUGCCGGGCAUUCGUAAUAGUGUCGCGGGUGGACCACCAAAAAACCGUCGUCUAGUUCCGGUUGCUGGUACUGCUGCUGCUGCCAAAGAAGGACGGUUUUGUAGGGGGACCGUACCCGGUGUGUCGCAACCGGGUAUCGCGAGUAUUCAUUCGCCGAGCUGCAAAGCGCUAAAUCAAACGGUGCGAAAGCUAAGCGUGUGUGUGCGCGCCAGCGAAUGACUCGGGUCGCUUUAGGGGAGGGAGUCUGAAAACAGAAACAAACCUGUACCCUUAACGCCGAUCGCCGUGGAGAAAUCGAUAUUGUGCAAUCUGGUGUCUGCCAACGCGCCAAGGGAUCGAGGAAAACGUGCGAGACGAGCGUACGAACCGAAAGAAAGAAGGAAAGAAAAUUGAAUGCAAAAUUGUCAACCGGAACAAAACCGUUUGAGAGAUCGUUUGGAGAGCACAAAACCCUCCCCGCCGUAGAAGCCCCCAGAGAUCCAGUCAGUGUUGGUGAUAUUCGGUGCGAUCACGAUUCGCGAGAUCCAAAGAGACGGGACGGUGUGGUGCAAUUCGAAAGCAAAAAUGCAGUGAUACACUUUUCCGUGCCUGAAAUUGAAUAGAGUUUGUGCCGAAGGGUGUGUGUGUGUGUUUUGUGAAACGAAUAGAAAAUGAAUCGAUCUUCAAUUGAUCGAUCUAAUUGAUCGAAAUUACGGUACCUCCCUUGAGCCGUCCGAGAACCGAGCACAAGAGAAAAGUGAACACCAAGCGAAAGUGUGCGCGAGAGAUUGGAUUUAAGUUGAAAUUUCCUGUUCAGAAUUCCUGGGCAGCUGCGAAGAGGAAAACCGUUCCAGCGUGUGCAGUGUCCUGCAGCAGACACAGCAAGAUGGGUGGUAGCAGGGCAGCAAUGCCGAAGUACGCCAUCGUUUGGUGCGUAGUUUGGUGCAGUCUUGGCCUAGCGUUGCCAAGAUCGGCCGCUCAACAGAACAACAACUUCUACUUCGCGCAAUCGCAGGGCCGGUUCGUGCCAUCGUUCGAGAACCCACGGAACGGUUUCUUCCCGUCGGCACUGCAACGCCAACAGCCACCACCGGACUCGUACCAGGAGCAGACACUGUUCGUCAACAGCAACAACGUCGACCGGGGCAACGGUGCCAACGAUGGGGCGGCUGGUUCCCGCGGCAUCACACCGUCCUACUAUCAGUUUACGUAUACGACCCCACGGAGUGCGGAUAUUUUCGAAAUAUCACCACGACCCUUUUCCGCCACACCGUCCUCGAACGCCGGCUUCCAGUACUCGCGCAGUCCACCGAGGAGUGACUUCUUCUCCAAUGGACUCACGGCCAGUCGGAACUUCCCGGCGACGAACCGUCAGCUAGCGAGCAGCAGCUCGCAGCGCAAAAGUCCGUUCAGCAGCAGCUCGUCCGGUGCCGGUGGGUUCGCGGAGUUGUCCACCACCGAAACGCCCCAGCGUCCACCACCCCCAGCACCGGCCCCAUCCUCCCCGGCCGAAUCGACGUCCGUGCGCGAUCGUCAGCUAUCGUACAUCUCGAACCGUGCCCGACCAUUCGCGAGCGAAGAUCAGCAGCAACCACCGACUCGUGCCGCGGCCUAUCAGGCAGCAUCCCAGCAACGGCAGCAGCUACCACGCAGCCCAUCGUCAGCGUCCACCGGUACGCGGAACAGCUUCACGAGUUCUAGAUCAAAACCGACCGAUAGUGCACCGACGAGUGGCAGCCGAUCGCAGUCCGCCCAGAAUGGUACCUCGAGCGGGCGCUUCGGAGGAAGCAGUGGCACGCAGAACAGUCGUAGUACCACGGCACGCCCGAAUCGCUAUCGAUCGAUACCGACUACGACGACGACCACGACCGAGGCACCAACGGAGCGGACUACCACGGUGGACAGUGUUGCCGUGCGGAAUCGAUUCAGUGGCAGAACGCCAGCUCCAAAUCCCUUCCGGCAAACGUUCGAAGCAAAGCGUGUGCCCACCGCAAACAGCGCCAUCGCGACGCGUGGAGCCUUCCCGAGUGCAAGCAAGCUAAAGACGACCACCACUACCACGACAACCACCACCACGACCACGGCCAAGGUGCCGGUGCUGUCACGGUUCAUCCAUCAGCCAGCGAAACCGAUCAUACCGAGCAUCAACAUCACGCACAACGGAUCGGCCAAGUCGGCCGAAGUCAUCUACGACUACGACGAUUACGAAGAGUCGAAAGAAUCGGCCGGGUUCGGUGAAGGUGACAAGCAGCAGGAAAUUAACGACUUCCAACCGGUAACGCCGGCGACGAAGAACAACUCGAUCGUGCCGACGAGUGCAGUGCACGAACAAAGGCCAGCCCCGGGCACGGCACUCGCACCAAACGUGGGCGUUUCCGCUACAUCCCCUGCCGGGGCCGGAAAAUCGGUGCUGGAAGAUCCGGACGGCCGGUUGAACAAUAUCAGCGAGAACGAGUACUACGAUACGGUGCGCGAGUCUGAAACGGCGCCGGGAGAUUCGGUUGGCGUUGAAGACCAUACGGUUAUUCUGACGGACAACUUCUACCUACCGAACGGUGGUUCGGAGGAAACGUUCGAGGAGGAGGAGGAGGAGGAGGACGAGGAGCCGGUAGGUUUGCAGCGAGAGAUUAACAGUACGGCUGAGCUGGGUGCGGAACAGCAGGAAAAGCUGUACGACGAUGAGUACGUGUACGAGGACGAAGAACCCGUCACGACCACAUUGCGUCCAACGGCUAAGACAGUGGCUGUUCCACCGGCUGGAGUAUCGGAACCGCUGGAUGAUUCUGCUGCUGAUAUGUUACAGUUUUCGGACGAAGAUUUGAGGGAGGAUGGUUUGGGUGGGAAAUUGCCGGCAAGCGCGGGGGGAACGCAAGAAACGCUACCCGAGGGUACUCCAUCAACAGUCGCACCUACAGCACGCACCGAGUCCACAACCGAAUCGACCCUUUCAACUACGGAGCGUGUUGCGAGCUCGAGUGAAGCGGAUGCAGCCGCUAAUGCUACGACGGAAAGCUGGGUAGUGGUGGCAUCGGUGCAGACGAGCCGCAGUGUUUCCGGGGCAAGAUUCUUGCCGUUCCCGCAGGUUGAACAGGAGGAGAAGAAGCAACCGUUGGCGGAGCUCGAAUCGAAGGGAAGCAAUGAAACUGAUGAUAUCGAUGUUACCACGGCAAGCGGCAUCAGCGAAGAGUCGGAUGGCGUCACCACGAUUGCCCCACAGGAACCGGUCAUUGCGGUGACGGACGAGGUGGAUUCGGUGACGACGGAGAAAACGUUACUCGCCCAGUCUACCGAGAGCAUUAUCGAUAAGUUAGAUCGUGUGCAGUCGGAACUGUCCAGUGGGCUGUUUGCCGGUAAGUUCCCUGUGCUGAAGGAUCCCACCGCCGAAGAUCAGAAAGCAUCCAGCUCGACGGCACUGCCACCGGUCGUGAUCAGAAAGUUCCAAGCGAAUGCACGUGCAACAACGACGAAGAAACCACGCCCGGGGUUGACCACUACCGUUAAGCCGACCACGACAACCGACAGCCUGGUGAAGAAGAUCAAGUUUGAAACGAUCGAUGACAUAUCGGCUCUGCUGCCACCGGAUUAUAAGGCAAAGGCGGGUUUCAAGCUGAAAAAACCUAAUCCUCCCGGUGAAACGGUACCAGCGGCGGUGAAUGACGCUCCGGUGGAGGUGGAGUCGGCCAAGGCCGAGUUGGGCAAUCGAUUCCGCAGUGCCAACAUUAGCCGCUCGUACAAGAGCAAUGUACCGAUCCAGGAGCUAAGCUCACUGCUGCCCAAAGAUUACAAGCUCAACCGCACCGAGGAGGACAUUAAGAACACGAACAAUCUUAAGGAGCUCAUCAGCAAGGUGAAGGUGAACGAGAAGCUCAACCCCGCGUUGGAUCUGCUGAAGAAAGCGCAAAAGGUCGAUGUGAGCGCUUUCCUGCCACCAGGCUACAAGCCGGAAAGUAAAUCAGAGGCUACGACACCGGCAGCAAAGGUCCUCCCAGUAUCGGUCGAGGACGACGUAAGCAAGUUCCUGCCACCGGGCUACAAAACGUUCAAGACUACGAAGAAACCGACCACACCGGCACCCUCAACGGUGAAGGAUGAUAUUGGCAAAUUUUUGCCACCCGGUUACAAACUUCCGAAAGAGUCAUCCGCGGACGGUACAUCCGAGCGUCCGAAGGUGGUGUUCAGCGAGGACGUAAGCAAGCUACUUCCACCCGGCUACAAACCACCGGCCGACGAGGACGCCAAGCCCGAAGCGGAAGUGAUCGAUCCGAACAGUUUGUUGAAAAAGAUCCAGUUUAAGGAUGCGUCCGCACUGCUUCCACCGGGCUUCAAUGCAAGCAAACCCGAGGAACCGCCGAGUACGGUUGCAACGGCUUCGGCUGGCAGUGGCUUUAAGGUAGUGUUCCCAAGUCGUCCGGGAGCGAAAAAGCCGCUGCCUGGUGGUAUUGGUGGUGGUGGAGUUCGUGCCACCACAGCCAAACCACUGCAUGCGGAAGGUCCGGGAGUGCCGGAGAUUCACAUCCGCAAGGGACCACCAACACGGGCGACAACCGAGUUCACCGGAUGGCCAACGCCCUCAACUACGCCACUCUCGAUCGAGAAGUUGCUGGAGCAGCAGAAACAGCAAGAACUGCUCGAAAAGCUGCUGGCCUCAUCGAGCAGCACGAGCACGUCUACGACAACAACGACGACGACUACAACCACCACCACGACGCCUAGACCAACGGAACCAGGUCUCUGUCACUCGGAGUGUGAUCUGGCGGGCACGAUACGCAUCGUGGACGGUGUGAACUGGGUACCGGAGCUGCUGGACCACAAUACGGCCGAAUGGAAAAAGUUGGCGCGCGAGGUCGAAACGGAACUGAACGAGGUGUACAGCAAGGCGAAGAACCUGAGCAAGUGGUACAAGAAGGUGCGCAUCGAUAGCUUCAACAAGGGCAGCGUGUUGGUGGACUAUUUUGUCGAGCUGACCGACUUGACGCGCGACGUUAAUACGCUCGAGAUAAGGAAGAUGUUCCACGAGGCACUUGUACCGGUGCCGGAAACAACGACACCGCCCACGACCACAACGACCGGUGCGGAUGACUAUGAUGGUGAGCGAGCGGACGAGGAAACCAAAGCUGAGAAGGAGCCGGUGGUAGUACAGCGGGAAAAUUUGCAAGCCCCGGCACAGCGUGUGAAGGAAGUGUUUCAGCUAGGAAAGUUCCGGGUCGAUCCUGUGUAUACUGAUUUUACAGUUAUUCCGAAGCCAAUCGUUGCUGCUGGACCGGCGAUUGAAGACGAUCUGUUCCUGCCACAGUGGGCUAUCGCUGUGAUCGUGAUCGGCUUGGCGUCGCUGCUCUUCGUUAUCCUUUUCGGCGUCACUGUGCUAAUCAACCGCCAAAAGGCCGCCAAAAAGAAGGCACCAACGCCACUGACCGCUGACAUGCUGAACGAGCUGAACAAGAACCAUAUGGGCGGUAUCGAGAACUUUGGUUCCGAGGACCUGUACAAUCUGGACGAUGCAUGGGACGAUCGUAUGCACGAUGUGAAGCCAAAGCGAUUCUCGAACUCGAUGCACGGUAGCAGCGCUUCGAACAUUUACGACAGCUGGCGAUCGCAACGCCACCCGGAGAACUACUUCUACGAUGACUACGGUCUGAAGGGAUCGCACUAUCCACCGAGUGGACACCACCACCGGUUACACGAUCCGGCGUUCAUGAUGCACGAACCACCGCCACCGGUAAUGGCAAUGUAUCCGCCGUACCAUCAUGCGCCACCACCACCCAACAGUCACCACUUUACCAACAGCUCGCGACGGUACUAUCGGGACUAUGAUCCGAACUUCUGAGCUUGGCUGCCAUUGCCAUAGGAGCUAUAUAAUGAGCGUGUGCGUGAUCCUCUCUUCCUUGGUACUACCUUGUGCGGUGGGAAAAAAGGGGAGACCCCACGCGAUACAACAGUUCAGUUGUUGUAGGGUUGUUUUCUAAGCAAUCGGUUUCGUCCGCUUGAAGUGGACCUGAAGUCUUACUGUUAACUGUAGGAAUCGUCGUAUCGUGUAGUGAAGCGUAGCUGCUAAUGUAUAUAAAUUAUUUAUUUUUAAUAAAAGAAAAUACUAUAGAAUAAAUAUGAAAACCUUCAA
This is a messenger RNA of Anopheles stephensi (Asian malaria mosquito), 6479 nucleotides long. RefSeq names its product mucin-19. The record is from RefSeq and is a predicted model, not a curated record. Bases 1251 to 6188 code for a protein of 1645 amino acids. Lineage: Eukaryota; Metazoa; Arthropoda; Insecta; Diptera; Culicidae. The transcript is spliced from 9 exons.